Molecule: messenger RNA, 657 nt
Organism: Loa loa (African eye worm)
Lineage: Eukaryota; Metazoa; Nematoda; Chromadorea; Rhabditida; Onchocercidae
Product: HflB protein
Exons: 4
Biological process (GO): mitochondrial protein processing; protein-containing complex assembly
Cellular component (GO): m-AAA complex
Molecular function (GO): ATP binding; ATP hydrolysis activity
Source: RefSeq, a predicted model, not a curated record
GUUACUCCAUAUUUUUAUAUUGGCAGUGUAGAUACGUUUGAACGAUCUCUGGCAGCCGCGCAACAGCAUCUUGGCAUUAAUCCGGAAAAUCAAGUCACCGUUAUUUAUAAUCCGGUCGAUACAACGUCCGUGAUUAGCAGUUUAAUCCCUGUGGCCAUAUUGUUUUUGCUAGCGUGGCCUAUCAUCAGAAUGUUCUUUAGCUCAAGGCGAUCAUCAGGCGGUCGUGGCGGAGCGAAUCCUUUCGGUGGUGGAGGGCCGUUUAAUAUGUUUGGAUUUGGACAAAGUACAGCAAGAGUGAUCAAUAAAAAUGAUAUCGAUGUAAAGUUCAGUGACGUUGCUGGUUGUGAAGAAGCGAAAAUAGAAAUAAUGGAGUUCGUUAAUUUUUUGAAAAAUCCAGAGCAAUAUAAGAAACUUGGUGCUAAAAUACCUAAGGGCGCAAUUCUAACUGGUCCACCAGGCACUGGUAAGACACUGUUGGCUAAAGCGACUGCUGGUGAAGCAAAUGUGCCGUUCAUAACAGUCAGUGGUUCAGAAUUUCUGGAAAUGUUUGUGGGCGUUGGUCCAGCGCGUGUUAGAGAUAUGUUCUCUAUGGCUCGCAAAAAUGCACCCUGCAUAUUAUUUAUCGGUGUGUUUUUUACUAUCUUUCUAUUCUUUUAA